Messenger RNA from Lindgomyces ingoldianus, 879 nucleotides. RefSeq names its product NAD(P)-binding protein. The record is from RefSeq and is a predicted model, not a curated record. The coding region runs from base 31 to 768 and encodes 245 amino acids. Lineage: Eukaryota; Fungi; Ascomycota; Dothideomycetes; Pleosporales; Lindgomycetaceae. Gene Ontology annotation, molecular function: oxidoreductase activity. The transcript has a single exon.
CACGAAUCUAUCGACUCGCCCUUCUCCGGAAUGGCUUCUAAAACAAUUGUCCUCAUCACCGGCGCCAAUCGAGGUAUUGGGUAUACACUCGCCCAAACCCUUGCACGAGACUAUGGAUUCCACAUUCUGCUUGGAUCACGUAGUACCGCAUCAGGAAGCACAGCUGUUGCAACGCUUCAAAACGAAGGUCUAUCUGUUGAAUCGCUUGCCAUUGAUCUCGAAUUCAACGAAUCCAUAGAACGUGCAGCGAAAGAAGUAGAACGAAAGUACGGUAGACUCGACGUUCUCGUCAACAACGCCGCGAUAGGAAUCGAUGACACCUUUACCGGCGACGUCAACGAUAUUCGCCGUCUCUACCAAGAAACCUUUAACACGAACCUCUUCGGCACGGCCACCGUGACUGGGGCUUUCAUCCCGCUCCUUGAGAAAUCCUACCUUCCAAGAAUCGUGUUCUUGACGUCUAGCCUGGGCUCGUUAGCCGAACGCGCGAAUUCGGAAAGUGCCUAUCAUGAAGUAGGCUGGGAGUCGUAUCGGUGCAGUAAAGCGGCGCUUAAUAUGCUGUGUUUGAAUUAUUGGAAGAAGUAUGAAUGCAAACCAAAGUGGAAGAUUAAUGCGGCGUGUCCGGGGUUUGUAGUUACGAAGUUGAACAAAGGAGGCGGCGUUAUUUCGACGGAGGAGGCGAUGCCGAAUUUGGUGAGGUUGUGUACGCUUGGGAUGGAUGGGGAGUCGGGGACCUUUACGAAUGCUAAUGGGGUUGUGAGGUGGUAAGAUGGGGAUUGGUAAUCAUUAGAAUGUAACGUUCUUUGAGAGUUUACACAUACGAAGGAGGAUGAGGUACUAGAUAGGUCAAACUAAGCAAAGAGCACCCACCGUAUAGUG